UUCAAACUUUAUGCAUAAAUUAGCCGCUUUCUUUUACCACCUUUAAUUUCACCCCAAAAACCUCUGUUUCUCUCUCUCCUGUUUUUGCUCGUAUUAUAUAUUGUUAGAUUCUUCUUGUUGAUUUUCAUAUAGAAAAAUAUGGAAGAAGUAGAGAUACCCCAAUAUUUCUUGUGUCCUAUAUCACUCCAAAUCAUGAAAGAUCCUGUAACAACAGUCACUGGAAUCACCUAUGAUAGGGAAAAUAUUGAACAAUGGUUGUUGAUGGCAGAUGAAAAUACAUCUACAUGUCCAGUGACAAAACAACCUUUGUCUAAAGACACAGCGUUGUUGACACCAAACCAUAUGCUCGGGCGAUUUAUUCGAUCCUGGACCAUAAGCAAUGCUGGGAAAGGGAUCGAACAAAUUCCAUCGCCUAAAUAUCCUCUCAACAAAUCACAUGUCAUCAGGCUAAUUCGUCAGGUGAAUAAUCGCGAGCUUUAUUUACAAGCUUUACGAAAAAUGGUGACUAUGAUAAGUGAGAAUGAGACAAAUAAGAAGUGUUUGGAUGGAGCUGGUGCAAUUAAGGCAUUGGUUUCGUUGAUAUUGAGGAGUUUCAAGGAAGGGAAAUUAAUUAUGGGACUUGAAGAAGCCUUGAGGAUUUUCCAUCUUGUCUGGAACCCAACACAUGAAAACAAGCAACUUGUCAAGGAUAAUCAUGAUCUAAUUGAGGCUAUUUUAUGGAUUUUGAAGAGUCGCGAAAUGUGCAACAUUUAUAAUCAAGUUGUAACAAUCAAGACUCAUGCAAUAUUGGUCCUGAAAAAUGUGAUCUCAGUGUCAAGUACUAAUCUCUUGUCGAGUCUCACACCAGAAUUUUUCCAACAUAUAUUGAAUACUUUGAGAAAAAACAACAAAAAUUACUUCAAUCAACAGACAACAAAAGCAGCUUUACACGUGCUAAUAGAUGCAUGUCCAAGGGGAAGAAACAGGCUAAAAAUGAUAGAAUUGGGGGCCAUUUUCGAGCUAAUUGAGCUCGAAUUAAGCAACCCUGAGAAAAGGGUUACUGAAUUAGUGUUUUCUCUUUUGUCACAUUUGUGUAGUUUAGCUGAUGGGAGAGCUGAAUUAUUGAAACAUGCAGCCGGAAUUGCAAUGGUUUCUAAAAGGAUACUUAGAAUUUCUCCAGCUACAGAUGAUAGCGCAAUUCAGAUUCUUAGAUUAAUUUCUAAAUUUUCUGCUACAAAAGAAGUGUUGAUGGAGAUGUUAAGAGUUGGAGCCGUGUCAAAAUUUUGCAUGGUGAUUCAAGCAGAUUGUGAAGUAUAUUUGAAGAAAAAAGCUUUGGAAAUAUUAAGGGCACAUUCUAAUGUUUGGAACAACUCUCCAUGUGUACAAAUUUAUCUCUUGAGAAGAUAUCCUGGACAAUAGAGCUUUAGAAUCUCUUAAAAAUAAUUCUGUUUCAAUUCUAUUUUUUAUGAUUUAUGUAUAAAUUAUAGCAACAUUAUAUAUUCUUUUUUUUAUUUUGCAAAACAAUAUGCAAAUUAAUUAUGCAUUGAAACCCCAUUUAUACAAAAUUUAUGA
Messenger RNA from Lycium barbarum (goji berry), 1551 nucleotides. RefSeq names its product E3 ubiquitin-protein ligase PUB24-like. The record is from RefSeq and is a predicted model, not a curated record. Gene Ontology annotation, molecular function: ubiquitin protein ligase activity. The transcript has a single exon. Gene Ontology annotation, biological process: protein ubiquitination. Bases 139 to 1398 code for a protein of 419 amino acids. Lineage: Eukaryota; Viridiplantae; Streptophyta; Magnoliopsida; Solanales; Solanaceae.